This is a messenger RNA of Cladocopium goreaui, 1933 nucleotides long. The record is from the annotation of a GenBank genome assembly. NCBI's taxonomy places the organism in Eukaryota, Dinophyceae, Suessiales, Symbiodiniaceae.
GUGUGCACCACUAAAACUCUGCAGCAAUGGCUGAAGUUUGCUGUGGCUGAGUCCCAUGUACAGAUCUCGCCAUGCCUGUCCCUGACCAUGCUUGCACCGCUGCCCCCUCAAACCGACGAUGAUGUUAUCGACACCUUCUUGGCUGCGCCGGCCCUGCCCCCAGCGCCGGCCCUGCCCCCAGCGCCGGCUGCACCAGUGGCACCCCCAAGUGCGAUCACAGAUGAUCUGGCCUUGGAAGAUUUUCUCGCAAGCCCUCCAGUGAAAGAUGACGCGGUCCUCUCCGCCUGCCUGGGCCCACCGCCGGUACCCCGCGAUGACCUGGUGAUGGCCGCCUGUUGCGCCCCGCCACCGCCCAGGGACGAUGUCAUCAUGGCCAGCUGCAUGGCUGCGCCCCCGGUGCCGGUGCCAUCGGCGCCGCCGGUGCCGUUCUACGACCCCCUGGCGGCGCCACCGUGGCCGCGGAUCCUGGCACCGUCCCUGCGGCAGCAGCGCCAGGAGCGGAUGAAUCCCUUAGGCUCAGGCGGUUGGCGCUCAGGGCUGUCAGUGGUGCAGGAGGAUUUUCCCAGACAAACCAGUACAGAUGACUUCCUCCUGAAAGCCAUCCUGGAUGAUGCCUUAGCGCCCUCGCCGGCCACCACGCUGGGCACCCUGGGCACGCUGGGCGCGCGGGGCGCACGGGGAUAUCAGGUGCCUCCUGGAAGCCCUUUGAACUCCCAGGAGUCACAGGACGACCUCGCCUUAGCCAGCAUCUUGGGCUCCCCUAAGCGCGCCCGCGGCAGCGGCGCGCUCCUGCGGCUGCUUGGGCGCUUGGACGGGGCCGGCGUGGAGGGGACCUGGCAGAGCAGACGAACGCCCAAGGCGAAUCGGAGGAAGGAUGCGCUGAGUCAAGUCCUUGAGUCCUUGUCGCCCUCGGCCGAUGAUGUGGCGCUGGCCAAAGUGCUGGGUCAGUCGCAAGCGCCGCAGAUUCCACGAUCGGUGCUUUUGUCGAAGGUCUCGGACCUGUUGGAGCGCCACUGCGCCGUGCGCCGCCUGCACCAGGCGGAGCUGGUCUGCGGGGGCGCCCGGGGCCCGGCGCCCAACCAGUUCUGCCAACCCGUGGGGCUGGCCGUAGCACCGGAUGGCACUCUCUAUGUGGCUGACUGCGGCAACCGCCGCGUGGUGCGCGUAGGUCCCGAGGUGGAGGUCUUUGGGGAGGGCUGGCCGAAUCCCAUUGACGUGGUUUUUGCAGAGACGGCGGCAGGAAGUUGUUUGCUGGUCUCGGCUGGGAAUGGCGCUCAUCUCUUGGAUCCGGAGACAAAGAGCUUCGACGUGGUGGCCGAGGGAUGCCUCCCGGCGGGGCUGGCCUUGGAGGCCUCUGGCAGCCUCCUCUUCGCCGAUGCCUACGACCACUGCGUGGUUCGCUGCGCCUGGCGCUCCGGUGGCGCCUCCCGGAAGGUCGUCGCUGGCGGCGCUGGCGGCCGGGAAACGCGGCUCCAGCGUCCCUUCGCAGUGGCGCUGGACUUGGACGGGUCGUUGCUGGUCUGCGACAGUGGGCAGCACCGGAUUCUGCGCUUCCAGCGCUCGGGCGACACCUAUGCGGCUACGGGAGAGGUGAUCUGCGGCGGUGAACAUGGCAAGGGCCUGCACCAACUGAGCUACCCUCGCGGAUUGGCACUCGAGCCAGGCAGCGGUGCCCUGCUGAUCGCCGACACCUUCAACCACCGGCUGCUGCGUUGGCGUCGCGGCCAGCGCCAGGGGGAGCUGCUCUUCGGGCGCCGGGGGCAGCAGCUGGACCAGCUGAACCGUCCCACGGCCGUGGCCUUCUGCCGCAAGCGGCAGCGACUGCUGGUGGCCGACUCCGGGAAUCAUCGGAUUCUGAGCGUCCCGCUGUAGGCGCAAGCCCGCUAUAGGCCGGCUGUUGCUAUGAUCACUGCAGGUAAGGUGCUACUUAGUG